AGCAAGCCACCCUCGUAGAGCAAGUGAAACGAGUGAAAGAAAUUGAAGCUAUUGAAAGUGACUCCUUUGUUCCGCAGACAUUCAGAUCAAGUAAAGAAGUCAAAAAGUCAACAGAACCUACAGAACUACAAUAUGAACCUGUAACUGUCAGAGCGGGAACUGUUGAUGUGUCUGCUUCUGUAAAAGAGCCACCACCUGCCAACAUCCCUACUGCCAUCAAAUAUCAAGAUGAUAAUUCUUUAGCUCAUCCAAACCUGUUUAUCGAGAAGGCAGAAGCAGAAGAGAAGUGGUUCCAGAGGCUGAUUGCUCUUCGGCAGGAGAGGCUGAUGGGCAGCCCAGUGGCCUGA
Merops nubicus (carmine bee-eater) is the source of this 347-nucleotide messenger RNA. RefSeq names its product arginine/serine-rich coiled-coil 1 (gene RSRC1). Gene Ontology annotation, biological process: alternative mRNA splicing, via spliceosome. NCBI's taxonomy places the organism in Eukaryota, Metazoa, Chordata, Aves, Coraciiformes, Meropidae. The record is from RefSeq and is a predicted model, not a curated record. Gene Ontology annotation, cellular component: cytoplasm; nucleus. The annotation marks the transcript as partial. The transcript is spliced from 3 exons.